Messenger RNA from Didymella exigua CBS 183.55, 1386 nucleotides. Its product is annotated as C-3 sterol dehydrogenase/C-4 decarboxylase family protein. The coding region runs from base 196 to 1287 and encodes 363 amino acids. Gene Ontology annotation, molecular function: 3-beta-hydroxy-Delta5-steroid dehydrogenase (NAD+) activity. The transcript has 2 exons. Gene Ontology annotation, biological process: steroid biosynthetic process. NCBI's taxonomy places the organism in Eukaryota, Fungi, Ascomycota, Dothideomycetes, Pleosporales, Didymellaceae. The record is from RefSeq and is a predicted model, not a curated record.
UUCAUUUCUUACACCUCCAAGGUGCAUAUUGCCAGGAUACAAAGCACUUCUGCAGAGACUGCUGUAACUGCAAGAGCCGGUAGUAUCAAACAAAACAAGUCAGCGGACGAAUAUGCGGACAAGAGCAAGGGACCAACUUGGCAGCACAUGAAUUCUUCCGUCUAGCCAGCCGUCCAUCUCUACACCACCAUCGAGAUGUCCACAGAGCGGACCCGCGUCCUAGUGACCGGCGGCUGCGGCUUCCUGGGCACAGAGAUUGUCGCCGCGCUCCUGGCCACGAGGCGCUAUGACAUCACGGCCAUUGACAUCAACCCGCCGGCCCUGGGUACCGCCACAUUCACCCAGGAUGUGCGGUACUUCCGCGCCAAUGUACUCGAUCGCGAUGCUCUCCAGAAGGUCUUUGAUGAGGCGAAGCCUGCUAUGGUGGUUCACACGGUGGGUGUGUAUCGCUUGGGCACCGCGCGGUACUCGACGAAGAACAAGGAGGGUGAGUUUACUGUGAAUGUCGAGGGCACGAGGAAUGUGCUCGAUGCGAGCAAAGAGUGUGGUGCAAAGGGACUAGUGUAUACGAGCAGUGUUACAGUGGUGUUGGAUGAGCUGGGCAAGGACUUUAAGAACGUGGAUGAGGAGUGGCCGACGGGCAGGGCAACGACGAGUUAUGGACAGAGCAAGACGCUCGCCGAAAACCUCGUCCUCGCAUCCUCUACCCGCUCGCGCUCUUUCGCAACCUGCUCGCUGCGCAGCGCGCCCAUAUUCGGGCCCAGCGACCCCACCGUGAUACCCAGCAUCCACGCGUGCAUCCCGUACCAAACGCCCUUCAUCCUGGGCGACUCGGGGCGCAACCUGCAGGACUACGUGUACGUCAGCAACGUGGCAGACGCGCACGUGCUGGCGGUGGGGAACCUGCUGGGCGCGCAGACGGCGGCGGGGGAGGCGUUUUUCAUCUCCAACGGCGAGCCUGUGCCGCUGCGGAAUCUGUGUGUGGCGAUUUGGCGCGAGUUUGGACACGUGCCGCGGUUCGAGGUCGGUGUGCCCGAGGGUGUGGCGUGGUGGGUGGGGCUUGGUGCCGAGGCGGUUGAGUGGGCGACUGGCGUCGAGUCCGGGCUGAGCAGGGGCGUUGUGGAUGAUGCGUGCAGAGACCGCUAUGUGAGCUGCCACAAGGCGAUGAGGAUUUUGCGGUACCGACCGAGGGUUGGGCUGGACGAGGGGAUACGGCGGAGCUGUGCGUGGUAUCGGGGCGUGUUAGCGCGGCGGGGAGUCAGGAGGGAGAAUGAUGGGUGGUCGUGAGACGUGGUUGUGAUUAGAUAUUGACAAAAUAUGUGCGAGGAGGAAGCAAUACUCGGAAGUGUGAAAGAGAGCAAACAGCUUGCUGGUAGAAGAUGACUU